UCAGAUUUAUUUGCAAUGAUUGAGCGGAUGCAGAACUGCAGAAUGGAAGAGCAGAGGUGCACACUUCCACCUCCCCUUAAAACAGAGGAAGAUUAUAUUCCCUACCCAAGUGUUCAUGAGAUUUUGGGACGUAAAGCACCAUUUCCAUUAAUCCUGCUGCCACAGUUUGGUGGUUAUUGGAUUGAAGGAACCAAUCAUGAGCUUAGCGAUGCCCCCACGCAAGAGGAGCCACUCAUAUGUCCAUCAGCCCAAAAAAAACUGGAAACCAACAGCAUAGCUAAGAUCUACAGAAAACAAUUCCUGGGCAAGGAGCAUUUUAAUUAUUACUCAGUGGACUCAGCACUGGGCCACCUUAUUUUUUCAGUGAAGUAUGACGUGAUCGGGGACCAGGAACAUCUUCGCUUACUGCUUAGGUCAAAGUUUAAGACCUACCAUGAUGUGAUACCUAUUUCUUGUCUAACUGAGUUUCCCAACGUGGUGCAAAUGGCAAAGCUGGUGUGUGAAGAGGUGAAUGUAGACAGAUUUUUUCCUGUCCUCUACCCAAAGGCCUCCAGACUCGUUGUAACAUUUGAUGAACACGUCAUAAACAACAACUUCAAGUUUGGAGUUAUUUAUCAGAAGUUUGGCCAGACUUCAGAAGAGGAGCUUUUUGGCAAUAGUGAAGAAAGUCCAGCCUUUGUAGAGUUCCUGGAGUUUUUGGGACAGAAGAUUGAGCUACAUGACUUUAAAGGGUUUCGUGGUGGGCUUGAUGUUACACAUGGCCAGACUGGAACUGAGUCUGUAUACCACAAUUUUCAUAAUAAAGAAAUCAUGUUUCAUGUGUCCACCAAACUGCCUUACACUGAAGGAGACUCACAGCAGCUGCAGAGAAAGAGACACAUAGGAAAUGACAUUGUGGCUAUCGUGUUUCAAGAGGAAAACACACCGUUUGUACCAGAUAUGAUUGCAUCCAAUUUUCUACAUGCUUACGUGGUGGUGCAAGUGGAAAAUGCCUGCACAGACAACGUCCUUUACAAGGUUUCAGUGACAGCAAGAGAUGACGUGCCUUUCUUUGGACCUGCUCUCCCAGACCCUGCUGUUUUCAAAAAAAGUCCAGAGUUCCAUGAGUUUCUCCUGACGAAACUAAUUAAUGCUGAAUAUUCAUGCUACAAGGCAGAGAAGUUUGCCAAGCUAGAGGAGAGAACACGUUCUGCACUGCUGGAGACUUUGUAUGAGGAACUGCAUGUGAACAGCCAGUGUAUGAUGGGACUGGGAGGGGAGGACGAGAAACUGGAGAACGGAGGGGGAGGGGGUGGCUUUUUUGAGUCAUUCAAGAGAGUCAUUCGCAGUAGGAGUCAGUCUAUGGACGCAAUGGGCCUGAGCAAUAAGAAGCCUCAUACUGUCUCUACCAGCCAUAGUGGCAGCUUUACCAACAAUCCCCCAGACAUUCCCAAAACACCAGGGAUUUCUCUGAUCAUCCCCGGAAAAAGCCCGACAAGAAAGAAAUCGGGUCCGUUUAGCUCCAGGCGGAGCAGCGCCAUCGGCAUUGAAAACAUUCAGGAGGUGCAGGAGAGAAGCAGUAAGGAGUCACCAAACAAGCAGAAAACACCAGGCAAUGGCCACAUCUCUGACAACUCAUCUAAUCACAGCUCACCUGAGAUGCCCACUACCAGGACAGGUUCGGCUAUGUGCUGUAGAGCUUCUUCAAUCCCGGAGUCCCAUGACCUCUCUCGCUCCUCAUCCAAUGCCAGCAGCUUCACAAGUGUGGUGGAGGAGAAUGACCAUGAACUUGAAGCCACUGAAGAGUACGACACAGGACUGGAGAGCCUGUCUUCUGCUGGCACCCCUCAUAAGCGAGAUUCAUUCACAUAUAGCAGUGGCUGGAUGGAGGAAAGCAUAAGCAGUGUUAACCAAGCCAGCUCACCAGGUCCUUCUCGACAGUUGUCUGAUCCCAUUCGGCCCAGACCAGAAAGACAACACUCUGCUUCAAACUGCUAGGCUUUUUCUGAUGCUAGAUUACUUCAUGAAUGUUCAUCAGCAGAGUUCCUAUAGGCAGCUCCCUUUAAAGACUUGUGGCGACUCCCAGGAGACCCAGUACAGAAAAAGCUGUGCAGGCCAUGACUGGGCCCAUGUGGGAUGGAAUUCCUUGUUUCUUAGUUAAGAACAUGCUCAUUUUUCCAGCGCCAUAUGACUGAACAUCCCCCAACAUGCCUUUUGGCCGCUGCAGGCGGUUAUGAGGAUUUUUCGCAGGUGCCAUGGUAACAGUGCAGUGGUUAUCACA
Molecule: messenger RNA, 2260 nt
Organism: Trichomycterus rosablanca
Lineage: Eukaryota; Metazoa; Chordata; Actinopteri; Siluriformes; Trichomycteridae
Gene: rap1gapb
Product: RAP1 GTPase activating protein b
Exons: 22
Coding region: 16-1977 (653 amino acids)
Biological process (GO): regulation of small GTPase mediated signal transduction; activation of GTPase activity
Cellular component (GO): cytoplasm
Molecular function (GO): GTPase activator activity
Source: RefSeq, a predicted model, not a curated record